Messenger RNA from Naegleria lovaniensis, 2559 nucleotides. RefSeq lists its product as uncharacterized. The record is from RefSeq and is a predicted model, not a curated record. Lineage: Eukaryota; Heterolobosea; Eutetramitea; Acrasida; Naegleriidae. Bases 1 to 2559 code for a protein of 852 amino acids. The transcript is spliced from 2 exons.
AUGACUUCACUCAACUUUGAUAGCCUUCCUCCGUCCGUGGCUGCAGAGAGUCAAUUAUUGGAUCAAACACCCCGAUCUGCAGUCUCGGACCAAUCAUUCAACAAGAGGAAUUUUGGAAAUAAUAAUCACGGCCUAACGAGCAAACAAUCAACCUUACCUGAGAGUAUUGAUUUCGGAGAAGAACCAACCUCAGCAAUCGUAGUAUCUGAUGAUGAUAAUUUCAAUCGUAAUCGCAACAACACUGAGAAGAAGGGCAAAAACACAGAUGAUGAGGAGAUGGAAUUUCGGUUUUCUCAAUAUCAAGAUGAUGAUGAGGAUCAACAGGAAAAUGUUACUUCUGACACAGAAAAUAAUAAUCAACAACAAUCACCUCCUUUGAUUUUAUCUUCUCAAGAGAGUGAAGCUACUGCUACCAACGAUUAUCCUUCUACGCAAGAGCAAGCUGAAUCUGAUCAUGCUGAGGAAUCGUCAAAAACUAAAGAAGCAACAACACCAAAUUUUUCAUUAUCGGACGAUGACAAUGCAUCUCACAGAAAGUAUUCACUUCGAAAAACACCUGUUAGAAAAUAUCAAGAAACCAAACGUAAAAAGAAGCAAUUGAAAAAAAAGCAAGAAGAACAAAUCAGCGAUGAUGACAUUGUUGAAAACAUCACAUAUCUAAGUGACGAAAUUCCAGACGAGUAUAUUAUGCCAGCAAAGAAACGAGAAGAAACUGAAGAAGAACGACAAGAACGCCUCCAGUUAGAAAAGCAGAAAAAACAAGAAGAACUAAAACAAAGAAAAAAGAGACUGGAGGCACUAUCGAAUUCGGUAGGAAAGAGAAACAAACACAAAUCCAUAUACAUUUCUGAGGAUGAGGACGACGAUUCCUCGAUAAGAGGUAGCAGCGGAAAGCGCAAAGGUUUAUUUGAUGAAGAGGAGCUUUUCUCUCAACCCUCUUCUCAAGAAGAGGAAGUUACAUUUUCCUCACCAAGAAAAAGACUAAAGAAAAAGAAGGAAUCACCUCCUUCGUCACCUUUACAAUUUGACGCUGAAGAUGAUGACAGCGACCAGCUUAGUGAGCUAGAAAAAGAGGUCACCAAGUACAAUCCACUCUUAUCAAAGAACAAGAAGAGGCAACUCAAAUUUAGAACGGAGAAACAACCCAGAUCAAGAAAAAAUAAGGAUGAAGACGAAGACGAAAUUGAGGAAUCUGAAUCUCAACCAGGAAUGAUGACAAUGAGUCAGUUCAUUGUCAGUGAGGAUGAAAUGAUGGAAGACAACGAUGACGGAGAAGACAGUGAUCAACAAGAAUCCAACUACUCGAGAAGUGUUUACAGACAAGUAGACAUGAUACAAAACAAUCAAGAUUCACAAGAAAUACUGUCGUUCCUAACUGGAGAAACUCGAUUGACCACAGAUUUGAAGAGUUCAUUUACUACCUAUAUCCACUUUUUAACAAGUCAUUUAUUAGAUGAAGACUUUAUCAAAUCGUUAACAUCAAUCAAGUACAGAUCCAAGUUCAGUAGCGCUGUCAAAAUGGUUGAAGGGAAAUUAGCAACCAUGAAAGAUAGCUUACUUUUUAGCUCGGCGUGGAAAAAGAGGCACAAAGAUUUGCUUCAGUACUAUCCCAUCAUUAAGGCACGUGAAAUCUCAUUGAAAGAUACUGAAAUUAAGGAAGAUAAUAACUUUUGUCAAGCAUGUGGACGAAAGAACCAUCAAGCAGAGUAUUGUUUGAUUUUCAAGCCUCCAAGAGCAACGAUAAAAUAUGAGUUUAAUUCAGGAGCAAAUAUUGAAUGGAUUGACUCUCCGAACGAAGAUGAAGAAGAUGAUGUUAUUCAAUUAUCACAAAGAAGAGCAACAUCCAAAAAGUCAAAACCUCAUUUCCUCACUCAAAAAGAGAAGAGCUUUGUUGGUUCUACCUGCUACAAACGAUCAUUGCUUUAUCACAGUUUCCAACACUACAAGUUUCAUCUCAUUCAACACAUUAUUUCCAAAAUUGACAAAAUUGCUCAAAGUUAUACUGGUGAGGAAGAAAUCACAAGCGACUACAUCUUGGAAAAGAUUCUUUCAAAAAAGAGCUGGAUUGAUGGCAUGUUUAGAAAAUACAUCAAGCUCACAGAAGAAGCUGAAGCAAGUUAUGCAAAUUCUAAAGAGACAGGAGUUAUUGAUGUUGUAGAUGAAUUAUUUGAUGUUUAUGACUCUGAGGAAGAAGUAAAGGAUGAUAACAACUCUGACGGAGAUGCUGAAGGAUUUAUUGUGACAAACACGAGUGGUGGAUUGAGAUUGAAGAGAAAGAAGCCAAAAACUGACAGCGAAGAAGAUGAAAAUGAUCCUAACUUGGUCACAAAUGAUUCACAACAAGAGGAAGGGCCACGUUCUAAACAAACAAAGACUAAAUCAAGCAGACAAGAUGAAGAAAGUGACGGUGUUGUGUUCGAUGUUGAGGACGAUCCUCCACAAUCGCCUUCUCCACCUGAUAAGACAGCAAAAAAUCCUAACAACAAGGAGGAGGAAGAUUUUUCAAAAUUGAUCGAUGUUUCAUCUGAUGAUGAUGACAUAUUUGACAUAACAAUUUAA